AUGACCUCUUCCAAUGGCCAUUCACCGCUUCUGGCUUUCCCUCGCGAGUUGCGCGACGAGGUCCUUGGCUACCUGACCCUCCCGCAGUACGUCUAUACAUCAAAUUCGAAGAAGGAAACUCAAAACCGGUACAAGUUACGUCAAACUUCCGUAGAUACCUACGUCGAUACACGCAUUUAUCUCCCUUCUCGUCCCCCUCCAAACAUCCUAGCAACGUGUCGCCAGCUGCGAGAAGAGUGUCUGGAAUACCAUUGUCGUAUGUCAACAAUGGUCUCAACACCAACAGACCCAGAGAAGCGACCCCUGAGUAAUGAGUUGGCUGAAAGGCUCGGAGACGAGUUUGCUGAAGAAGCAGAGCGUGCCUGCGACGAUGAUACCCUCCGUAUCACGUUGGAGGUCCAGCGCCAGCUGCGCGGAGCUCACGGUUACUACAUUCCAACACGCGAGGACAUGUCGCCUCGUUUCCUUGCACUGCUGCCGAUGGUCGGCAAGGUUAGAAAACUUAGGCUUAUUAUGUGGCCUGGAUACGACUGGUGGAAUGGUGGUCCGCAGGUGUUCGUCGACAAACGCGGGAAUACUCGCGUCAACCCUGGUGAGGCAGCGAAGCCCAAUGCUGCCUCGGUCACCAUCAGCAGGGUGCUCCAGUACUUCCCUCAUGUUGAAGAACUCAGUGUGGAUGUUCUCAUGCAGGCAUACGACGGUGGUAGAUGGGAUCUGCCGGACAAGAAGUGGGAAAAUGUCCAGCCUUGGCUGGAUGCACCCGUUACGCCUACAGUGGGAGAGACGGUUAAAAAAGUUACGAGGAAGCUGAUCGGCUUCUGGAAAACGUCAGAUCCUGAGCCCUUUUACGUCCAACAUGAGAUCCGUCAAUCGGGUAGUACUUGGAAGGUCGAUAGGAAAGGCGAUAUGGGCACCCCGACCAUGAAGUCCUUUUGCGAUACCGGUAAUGAAGCCGACAUGGACUUUCUCAGAUCGCUCACGAACGGAAUGAGUUGUGGAGAACCCCGACUUGACGGGCAGGGGUCCACACGCGCGGAGCAUUCCCGACGCAUCGCAAAAUCGCUGCACAUCACGAAGAACAUCGUCUCUGAAGACCUAGCUGCUGAUCAGCUUCUGAUUCUAUGGCCUGACCAUGGGACACCCAUGAGAGGAGUAGCGCCUUAUUCGGGAAUAGCUUGCUUGACACGUUCAUACCUUCGAAACAACGGAGGUAGACUGCGAACACAGAUGUUCCGUGAGCACGUUCUCCUCUUUUUAUUUCUUAGCUCGUACCCUUCUCCCAGUAGCCAAGCCUCACCUCACCAUCCAGAUCGACUAUUACACUCAUUUCCACUACUACCAUCACUCAAUAUGAAGUUCAGCGCACUCCUCAUCGCCAGCACGGCAUCUCUGGCGCUCGCCGUACCUACCGCUACCAUCCAGAAGCGUGCAGACUACUGCGGCCAAUGGGACAGUGCCGUAACAGGUGACUACACCGUUUACAACAAUCUCUGGGGCCAAGCCGACGCUACAUCCGGUUCUCAAUGCACCGGCGUUGACGGCCUCAGCGGCAGGACUCUCAAGUGGCACACUUCAUGGUCCUGGGCUGGCGGUCCUGGACACGUCAAGUCUUACGCCAACGUCGUAACAAAAAUCACCCAAAAAGCCCUCUCAUCCAUCAAAUCCAUCCCUUCAGUCUGGAAAUGGUCCUACGCCGGCGACGACAUCAUCGCAAACGUCUCCUACGACCUCUUCACCUCCUCCAAAGCUGGCGGUGACCCAGAGUACGAAAUCAUGAUCUGGGUCGGUGCUCUCGGAGGCGCUGGUCCCAUCUCCGCCACAGGCAGCCCCAUUGCUACCGUCACACUGGCUGGCAAUAGCUGGAAGUUGUACAACGGCAAGAACGGCCAGAUGAAUGUGUUUAGCUUUGUUGCCGAGAAGCAGAUUAACAGCUUCAAUGGCGAUUUGAUGGCGUUUGUCAAGGAGGUCACUGGCAAGCACGGCAUGCCUACUAGCCAGAUCUUGACCAGUGUUGGAGCUGGAACUGAACCUUUCUCUGGUAGCAAGGCGAAGCUUACUGUUACUGAGUACAGCUUGAGCAUGAGCUAG
This is a messenger RNA of Alternaria rosae, 2088 nucleotides long. Its product is annotated as concanavalin A-like lectin/glucanase domain-containing protein. The coding region runs from base 1 to 2088 and encodes 695 amino acids. Gene Ontology annotation, biological process: polysaccharide catabolic process. The record is from RefSeq and is a predicted model, not a curated record. Gene Ontology annotation, molecular function: cellulase activity. The transcript is spliced from 6 exons. Lineage: Eukaryota; Fungi; Ascomycota; Dothideomycetes; Pleosporales; Pleosporaceae.